Messenger RNA from Lipotes vexillifer (Yangtze River dolphin), 906 nucleotides. It is a transcript of the gene MARCHF2, whose product is annotated as membrane associated ring-CH-type finger 2. Gene Ontology annotation, biological process: protein ubiquitination. Bases 166 to 906 code for a protein of 246 amino acids. The transcript has 6 exons. The record is from RefSeq and is a predicted model, not a curated record. Gene Ontology annotation, molecular function: zinc ion binding; ubiquitin-protein transferase activity. NCBI's taxonomy places the organism in Eukaryota, Metazoa, Chordata, Mammalia, Artiodactyla, Lipotidae.
GCAGGUGCCGGCCGGAGCGGAGCUAGCGGCGCUGACGAGACCGGCCGGGCCGGGACCAGGGGCCCGGGCAAGCGGAGGGGCCUGCGCGGCCGCCCGGCCCGGCCGCGGAUCAGGCUCCUGGGACCAUGGGCCUUGGGCCCUGAGGACGCGGGGCUCCCUGUGGCCAUGACGACGGGUGACUGCUGUCACCUCCCUGGCUCCCUGUGCGACUGCUCCGACAGCCCCGCCUUCUCCAAGGUCGUGGAGGCCACGGGCCUCGGGCCACCCCAGUAUGUGGCACAGGUGACUUCAAGGGACGGCCGGCUCCUCUCAACUGUCAUCCGGGCCUUGGACACACCGAGCGAUGGUCCAUUCUGCAGGAUCUGCCAUGAGGGAGCGAAUGGGGAGAGCUUGCUGUCUCCCUGUGGUUGCACUGGCACACUGGGCGCCGUGCACAAGAGCUGUCUGGAGAGAUGGCUUUCCUCAUCCAAUACCAGCUACUGCGAGCUGUGCCACACGGAGUUUGCAGUGGAGAAGAGGCCCCGGCCCCUCACAGAGUGGCUGAAGGACCCAGGGCCUCGGACAGAGAAGAGGACACUGUGCUGCGACAUGGUGUGCUUCCUGUUCAUCACGCCUCUGGCCGCGAUCUCAGGCUGGCUGUGCCUGCGUGGGGCCCAGGACCACCUCAGGCUCCACAGCCGGCUGGAGGCGGUGGGGCUCAUCGCCCUCACCAUCGCCCUCUUUACCAUCUAUGUCCUCUGGACUCUGGUCUCAUUCCGCUACCAUUGCCAGCUGUACUCCGAGUGGAGAAAGACCAACCAGAAAGUGCGCCUGAAGAUCCGGGCCACCGAUGGCCCCGAGGGCACCCGGCACUGCCCUCUAGCAGCUGGGCUCCCGAAGAAGGUGGCAGAGGAGACACCUGUGUGA